AUGGUCGAGCACAAUAACCUCAAGAAUUUCAGUAUUGGUGUCUUAGAUGAUUUGUUCUAUCUGCACAUUGCGAAAGACUCUCAUGUCAAAAUCAAUUUUGCAGAUUUGCCUAAAUUGAGUGACGACUCCAGAGUUUGUGUUAAGGCUUGUGCGGCAUUACACUCACUCUAUCGCCAUUACAGAGAAGAUUUUUUGAGCGAUGGUUCCAAUGUUACUGCUUUUGGUUUAUUUAUUAGAUCGCUGCUACCAACAUUGAACCCUCCUCGAGCGCUAGGUCUUAUUCUUCUGCUCGAUCAAGCUCCCAGACAACUUCUUCGUGGCGCAGGAAUUUACUACGCAUUCACGUUCUUCGACCGUCUCGCCUUACAGGUGGUUACAUAUAUACACUCUCUGCCUCCGAACUUACGACCGGAUUUGAAAGAGCAGUGGAUGGAUAAAUUAAACUAUUCAUUCAACCACUGGGUUUACAUCCGAUCUUUAUUUAUUCUCCCCUUCGUCCACUCCGAAUCUCUUCAACAAUCAGCUGUGGCAAAAAUACUCUGCACAGAACUUCGUGUUGCGAUUGAAAAGCAUACUGGAUUGAAAGAUUCAUAUUUGGUGCGAGGAAUUGCAGAACUUGACGGCACGGCCUUUAGUCAUCUAUCACUGGAAGGCCCAGUCAAGAAUGGCAAUGGCAAUGUCAAUAUGGCAUCAUAUGCUUUUUGGUUCCUAGCUCUAUUGGAUGCACAUGCGCCUGUACUGAUAAGAUUUAAUCGAUUCCCCUGGAGAAACAGAGCGCUCGGGAGGAGGGACACAGAAGAAGAAAAGAUCUUUUUACAACAGACAAACUGGUUUGGGUGUAUAUCGGUAGUCAAUGCAGCAACAAUUAAAGAGAGACUUGAAAAUGGCUUGGAUGUGCCGCUGCUGGAUAGAUACAGUGACAGCUAG
This is a messenger RNA of Botrytis fragariae, 927 nucleotides long. RefSeq lists its product as uncharacterized. The transcript has a single exon. The record is from RefSeq and is a predicted model, not a curated record. Gene Ontology annotation, molecular function: protein binding. NCBI's taxonomy places the organism in Eukaryota, Fungi, Ascomycota, Leotiomycetes, Helotiales, Sclerotiniaceae. The coding region runs from base 1 to 927 and encodes 308 amino acids.